AACCUGAAUAUUUUUAUGUUGAAUAAUUGUUGUCUAACCACGAGACUGAAAUCUGCAUUCGACCUUGUCUUUAAAUUUUCAUAAGGCGGGUAACUGGAAUUUAUCUCAGAAUGGAGUCCACAGAUCUUAUGGACAGUGUUAAUUCCUGUGAGGAGAAAGUCAAUACUGAUGGUGAUGUAGAAAAGCCUGACGCUGAAGAUAAUCUUUCUGUCUCUGAGGCGGAGGUUAAGCUGAACGAGUCAGUAAAUGGACAUGGAGUUGAUACCAGUGAGAAAAGACAGCGUAAAAAAGUUCAGCGUUUAUCGGAAACAUGGAAUCGCGCCCAUGUAGAGAAAGAAGAAGAACGAGCAAAAGCAGUACAAGCAGUUACUGCAGCAUUUGAAGGGGCCACCGGAACAGCUCUUGGUGAAAUCCCACUUAUCGAUGCUACUAUUCGAAAAGUGAAACCAGCUGAUCUUAAAUUGUUGCAUUUGGUAAUAUACGGAAGACCUGGAAGUGUAAAUGAAAUACGCAGCAAUUUACGUAGAUUUCGAGGUUUUGGAUUCCAGCCAGGCUCUGAACAGUAUGAGAAAAAGUCGGCAUAUAUUCAUCAACGUCAGUUAUCUGAUUUACGGGAGUCAUUGCGUAUUCUAAAUUUAGAAGUCACUGGGACUCGAGAACAGCUAGCUUCUCGUUUAUUAGAAUUUUUGCAUAAACCUUCUGCUGCUUCCGUAAAGUUUAAAGGAAAAAUUGUCAAAAAGCAAGGUCGAAAAAGUACAUCCAAGGGAGAUGGUACUACUCCUAAAAAGCGAAAAUCAAAGUCACCAAAAAAGAACGCUACAACAAGUGAACCUAGUGUAGACAAUUCAAGUCAACAAGAUGUUGAUGAGCCUAGUAUAUCUUCUGAAUCGAGUGAAUCAGAAAGUGAUAUAUCUAGUGAAGCUGAAUCUGUUAAGAAGAAAAAGAAGACGACACAAAAGCGCACUAAAAAGGUGGUUCAACAACAAAAAACUCCAAAAUCGAAUGCUAAACGCACGAAAAAGAAUGCUUUGAAUGAUUCAGAAGAUGGUGAAAAUCAUGGUGAUGAUGGUGAUGAUGAUAAUGAUGAAUCUGUCCCCCCCUCCAAGGUACCAAAAGUUGAUUCAAAGAAGAAUAAACUGGAUUCUGACGAAGAAGAAGAUGCACCUCUAUCCAAGUUAACAUCUUCAAAAGCAGCUCCUCCAACUGAUGAUGAAUUGAAAAAGCAUAUAAUCAAUUUGCUUCAAACGGUAAAUUUGGAGGAGACUUCACUGAAAGUUGUUCGAGAAAAGGUUUUCGCAAAUUAUCCUAAUGUUGAUCUAUCUGAUCGGAAAGAAUUUAUCAAUUCCACUGUCAAGGAGUUCUUGGCACAAUCUUGAUUCACUCGUUCACUCACUCAUUACUGUAUACUGGAUUAUGAUCAUUAUUGUAGUGAUGAAAAUGUGUACCUACCUACCCACACGUAUGUGCGUGUGUGUGUUAUGUGCUAUCACGUCGUCAUCACCACCGUCAUCAUCAUCGUUAUCAUUGUCAUCAUCAUUAGCACUGCUGACCCAGUUCAUCGUUUACUAUUUUAUUACCGUUAUUAUUACUAUUAUUAUUGUUGUUUUAUAUCCCGGCAGCUAUGUUAUUGUAUUUCUUCUCACCGAUGAUAUAUGCAAGUUAAAAUUGUAUCCUAUUCUCACAUUACUCCCACUACUACAACUACUAGUACUACUGGUGGUGGGCACUGUGUCAUUGUCAUGUGUUCUUUAUUCAUCAUCCUAUGCCUAGAUCUUUUGUUUUGUUUUGUUUUGUUUUUUUUCCCGAAGAAAUAUUUGUUUUAAAUCCCGUCAAAGUGUUUUUUAUGUGUCUUUAAUGUUUAUCCCCCCCUCUCUCUUUCUCUCUGUCUCUCUCUCCCUCUUAUUUUAUAUCCUGGAAACCAUCUCAUAUAAUAUGGUAUAUGCAUAAGGAUAAAUUAUGAGUUUAUGAAUUAUUGUACAUUUAAAAAAAUAUUUUUUAUCAUUAUUAUUAUUAAUAAGACAAACAACAAACAAUGCAUUUCUUGAAUUCCUGUGCCCCAUCUUUAUACCUCUUGUUUUGUAGUAACCGACCAACACACACGCACACCCACAUAAACACUCGUAAACACAAUUUGUUUGCUUGUUCGUUUGGUUUUCUUCUGUAUUUUUGCUGUUUGAGGCAUUUUUCGUCAAGCUUUUUAUCCCUCCCUUUUUAUGUGUGUGUAUGUAUGUAUGUGCGUGCGUGCGUGCGUGCCUGCGUGUGUGUGUUUGUCUGUUUGUAAAUGUUUCCAUUAUGAUGUGUACACUCGCGCGGAUUUAUGGUUGCGCGCGUGUACAUUAUAAAUAUUGAUACAUAUUGAAGAUUUAUUUCUCUCGCAUAUAUGUAUACAUUGAAAUAUUUAACAAAUCUGUUUUUAACUUCUUGUUUCUUUUUGUAUUGUUCCUAAAAAUAAUAAGUUAAAUGAAGUUUAUUAUCACUAAUAUUGUAUUAACCUGUUCUAUUAUUAUCGAUCAUUGUGUUAUUAAUAAACUGAUAUAUAUAACGAAAAAAAAACAUUGUUGUCUUUUUACUUGUUCGCCUUCCUGCUGAGUCUUUAGAGUGUGUGUGUGUGUGUGUAUGUGUAUAUGUGAACGAUGACACUUGCAUAAACUCAUCUGUGUAUCUUGCCAACCGCUUGCUUG
Molecule: messenger RNA, 2681 nt
Organism: Trichobilharzia szidati
Lineage: Eukaryota; Metazoa; Platyhelminthes; Trematoda; Strigeidida; Schistosomatidae
Source: the annotation of a GenBank genome assembly